This is a messenger RNA of Coffea eugenioides, 3627 nucleotides long. RefSeq names its product copper-transporting ATPase RAN1. The record is from RefSeq and is a predicted model, not a curated record. Gene Ontology annotation, cellular component: membrane. Bases 96 to 3107 code for a protein of 1003 amino acids. Gene Ontology annotation, biological process: monoatomic cation transport. NCBI's taxonomy places the organism in Eukaryota, Viridiplantae, Streptophyta, Magnoliopsida, Gentianales, Rubiaceae. The transcript is spliced from 9 exons. Gene Ontology annotation, molecular function: ATPase-coupled monoatomic cation transmembrane transporter activity; ATP binding; copper ion binding.
GUAUAUAUAUAUAUAUAUACAGAUAUACAACUAUUUAACAUAUAUAUAUAAUAUAAUAUUCUCUUUUUUCCUUGCUUUUAUUUUCUGGAAUAUAUAUGGCGCCGGGUACGAGGGACCUACAGCUAACGGCGGCGAGAGCAGCGUCGACGGAGGAUGACGCCGGGGCCGGGGAGGAGGUGAGGCUGCUGGAAGAAUAUUUGGAGGAGGAAGUUAUUAAUUCCUCGAAAAUACCGGCGAAUUUGAGGAGAAUUCAGGUGAGAGUUACGGGGAUGACUUGUGCUGCUUGCUCCAAUUCCGUUGAAGCUGCUCUUUCUGGACUGGACGGCGUUGCUAAAGCCUCUGUUGCCUUACUUCAGAAUAAAGCUGACGUCGUCUUUGAUCCUAGCUUGGUCAAGGAUGAAGACAUUAAAAAUGCUGUAGAAGAUGCUGGUUUUGAGGCUGAAAUUAUUCCUGAACCAAGUACUUCCCAUGCAAAGCCAAAUGGGACAUUAACAGGGCAAUUUACAAUUGGAGGUAUGACAUGUGCAGCCUGUGUAAAUUCUGUUGAGGGUAUAUUAAGAACACUUCCAGGGGUUAAAAGGGCAGUAGUUGCUUUGGCAACUUCUCUUGGAGAGGUGGAAUAUGAUCCGACCAUAGUCAGUAAGGAUGAUAUAGUCAAUGCUAUUGAAGAUGCUGGCUUUGAGGCUUCAUUUGUACAGAGCUAUGAGCAAGAUAAAAUCAUACUUGGCGUUCUAGGUGUAUCAAGUGAGCUGGAUGUACAACAAUUAGAAGAAAUACUUUGUAAUUUGAAGGGAGUGAGACAGUUCCAUUUUGACCGGAUAUUGAAAGAAGUAGAGAUCGUAUUUGAUCCUGAGGUCCUCGGUUCAAGAUCAUUGGUUGAUGCAAUUGAAGGAGAAAGCAGUGCGAAACUAAAGUUAGUUGUCAAGAACCCUUACACAAGAAUGGCAUCAAAAGAUCUACAAGAAUCAUCAGAUAUGCUUAAGCUUUUUGCUGCUAGCUUCUUUCUCAGUGUUCCUGUUAUUUUCAUGCGAUUAGUUUGUCCUCAUAUUCCAAUCUUGUAUUCUCUACUACUUCGACGAUGUGGCCCCUUCCAAAUGGGUGAUUGGCUGAAGUGGGCUUUGGUAACUAUUGUUCAGUUUGUUAUUGGUAAGCGCUUCUAUGUUGCUGCUGGCAGAGCACUCCGAAAUGGAUCAACAAACAUGGAUGUCUUGGUUGCAUUAGGAACUUCAGCUUCAUACUUUUACUCUGUAUAUGCACUAUUAUACGGUGCAGUGACUGGGUUUUGGUCUCCCACUUACUUUGAAACAAGUGCCAUGCUGAUAACCUUCGUCCUUCUGGGCAAGUACUUAGAGACUGUCGCAAAGGGAAAGACCUCAGAUGCUAUCAAAAAGCUGGUGGAACUCGCACCAGCAACGGCUACAUUGCUUCUUAAAGAUAAAGAGGGAAAGAUUGUAGGAGAAAGACAGAUUGAUGCUUUGCUUAUACAGCCUGGUGAUGUAUUAAAAGUACUUCCUGGUGCAAAGGUUCCCGUUGAUGGUGUGGUUGCAUGGGGUUCAAGCCAUGUCAACGAGAGUAUGGUUACGGGUGAAUCUGCUUCUGUUUUCAAAGAAGUGAAUUCAUCAGUCAUUGGAGGUACAAUAAACUUGCAUGGUUUGCUUCACAUACGGGCCAUGAAAGUAGGAUCUAACACUGUCUUGAGCCAGAUUAUAUCUCUGGUUGAGACUGCACAGAUGUCAAAAGCUCCCAUUCAAAAAUUUGCUGACUACAUUGCUAGUGUUUUCGUCCCUACAGUUGUUUCUAUGGCAUUUGUGACAUUAUUAUGUUGGUACUUUGCUGGGGUUCUUGGCGCCUACCCUGAAGCAUGGUUACCAGAAAAUGGAAGUCACUUUGUUUUUGCGCUCAUGUUUGCCAUAUCAGUUGUUGUAAUAGCAUGUCCAUGCGCACUUGGCUUGGCGACUCCAACUGCUGUUAUGGUUUCAACGGGUGUUGGAGCUUCUAACGGAGUGCUAAUAAAAGGAGGUGAUGCACUGGAGAGGGCACAGAAGAUUAAGUAUGUGAUUUUUGAUAAGACAGGCACCUUAACCCAAGGAAAAGCCACAGUUACUGAUGCAAAAGUUUUCACGGGAAUGGAUCGUGGCCAAUUUCUCACUUUGGUAGCUUCUGCAGAGGCUAACAGCGAACACCCAUUGGGCAAAGCAAUUUUGGAGUAUGCACGCCAUUUCCAUUUCUUUGAUCAAUCUUCUGGUGCUACAAAGGAUGGCAAAAACUACAGCAUCGAGACAAAGUACCCUGGCUGGCUUCUUGAUGUUUCAGAUUUUUCUGCAGUGCCUGGAAAAGGUGUAAAGUGCUUUACAGAUGGAAAACAGGUUCUGGUUGGUAACCGGAAGCUGUUGACUGAGAGUGGGGUUGUUAUACCUAAUCAUGCAGAAAAUUUUGUUGUGGAGUUGGAAGAAAGUGCAAAAACUGGCAUCCUUGUUGCAUAUAAUAAUGUUCUUAUUGGUGUCAUUGGUAUAGCGGAUCCGUUAAAGAGGGAAGCUACUGUAGUCAUUGAGGGCCUAAAGAAAAUGGGCGUCUGUCCUGUUAUGGUUACUGGUGAUAAUUGGAGAACUGCUCGAGCUGUUGCCAAGGAGGUUGGUAUCCAGGAUGUAAGGGCAGAGGUGAUGCCCGCAGGUAAAGCUGAUGUUAUCCAUUCAUUCCAGAAAGGUGGAAGUGUAGUAGCAAUGGUUGGUGAUGGAAUAAAUGAUUCGCCUGCAUUAGCAGCCGCUGAUGUUGGCAUGGCCAUUGGAGCAGGAACUGAUAUUGCAAUAGAGGCUGCUGACUUCGUGUUGAUGAGGAAUAAUUUAGAAGAUGUCAUCACAGCUAUUGAUCUCUCUAGAAAGACAUUCUCACGCAUUCGUUUGAAUUAUGUCUUCGCCAUGGCUUACAAUGUGGUUGCUAUACCUGUUGCUGCUGGGGUUUUCUUUCCUUGGUUAAGAAUCACGUUGCCACCCUGGUUAGCCGGUGCAUGCAUGGCUCUUUCAUCAGUAAGUGUUGUAUGUUCUUCUUUACUACUCAGGAGGUACAGAACGCCAAGACUUACUACCAUACUGGAGAUAACCAUUGAGUAGAGAUCAGACCAUUGUUAUCAAAGUGGAGAUUGUUUCUACAUUGGUUAAAAAUGAAAUUGCCGGCCCUGAUUAGCUGGUGCAUGAAAGGAUCUUUGGUCGGUUAAAAAGUGUUGUAUGUCCUUUGCUGCUGAGUUACAGAAGCCUGAGACUCGCAACCAUACCGGAAAUAGCCAUUCCAUGGAUUGUUCCAAUGGAGGCAAAAUGAAGAUAGAAUUAGGUGCUAACUGCAUAAGUUUCUAAAGUGAGUUCCCGAUUGACUCGCGGAGGGUACGCUGCUCAGUUUUGUACAUUCCUUCACCUUUUUUUUUUUUUUUUGUUUCUCCUCCUUUCACACAGUGUAUUUUUGCUACACUGUAAAUGUCGAGUGCUGUAUCAUGGCCUAAGGCUCUUUUCUUUUUUGUAAAACUGUGCAUUAGUGCAAGAAAUUUGAAUCGAGUGUCUGUGUCUGUAUCUGUAUUCUGUUUAUAUGAGCAUGUUAACGUAUCUGUAUCGGAGGAAGUGGCCCUGGAUUUUGGCAUCA